AUGGCGGCGGGAGCGGGACCGGCUCCGGCACAGCCCGGCAGCGGCGAGGAGGAGGAGGAGGAGGAGACGGACGCCUCACGCACGCAGCGAGCGAGCCGCCAGCGCCGCCAUCAGCGCCCGGUCCCGGGAUGCGCCUCAGGCUCGCGGCGGGCUCCUUCCGGCGGCGGGACGGCACAGCGCCCCCUGCCGCGGCGGAGGGCGGCCCAGGCGCGGGGCCGUGCUGAGAUGGCGGCGGCGGGCAAGGCGGCGGGGCCGGGCGGCGGGCACGGCGAGAGUGGCGGCGGCGGCCGCGGUGGCUUCCUGGGGCCGCGGGUGCCGGCCGAGGUGGAGGCCAUGGCCCGGGGCGUGCAGGACGUGGGCAAGGAGACUUUCCGGCGGCUCCUCAAAGUCACUGUUAAUGCAUUGGAAGGAAAAGACUGCAAGGAGUCUGUCAAGCUGAUUGCAGAAAGCACUAAUCUCUCAGAAGAGCAACUUGCUUUCCUCAUUUCUGGCAUGUAUACCCUUCUCCGAGAAGCACUGAGACUCCCCUUAUCAACUUUCAAACAAGAAGUUUUUAAGGAAGACUUAAAGGAGCUCAGGAUACCAGAAGAUUUCAUUGUGGACUUUUCCAGUAUAGUCUUUGGUAACAGGCGUCCUGCUUUCGAAGGCACAGCACUGAUACAAAAAAGUAGGCUGCCAAGUGUCCAGGACUUCAAGUGGAGAGUGGAUGUAGCUAUAUCCACAAGUUCACUGGCCCGUGCACUUCAACCAUCCAUUCUAAUGAUGAUGAAGCUUUCAGACGGGACAGCUCAUCGCUUUGAAGUGCCAGUUGCAAAGUUUCAAGAACUGAGAUAUAACAUUGCACUCAUACUAAAGGAAAUGAAUGAUUUAGAGAAAAGGAGCAUACUGAAGAUCCAGGACUGAACACUUUUAAUCUGGGAGGUUAUAAAACAGAUCCAAAGCCUUCAGUGUGAUUUGUGAAUGGCAAAGCAGGGGACCAUCAUGGCUUUUUGCCUGUCUGAACUGCAAUGUAGCAUUUAUGAUGUCUGCUGGAAAUAUUUUUGACUCAAGUGUUAAAAGCACAAGCUCUUUUCAUAAGACUUAGGAAAAAAAACAAAAAACGUCUCUAUGAAAAAGUAUAAUGCUGUUUGUGAGCGUUUUUGCAUGAUUCAUCAAAACAUUUUUUAAAUAACUGUCUUAAUAGAUGUACGAAUCAUUUUUUUCUGAUUAUGAUUCAUCACUCUAAUUAUUUUUGAAAGCCUGCUACCGGAAGCCCCGUCAAUGUGUAUCAUAAGAAAGCUCUGCAAUAUCUCAAAUAAAAAAGAAAAUAAAAAAACCACUCCUGCACUCUA
Molecule: messenger RNA, 1331 nt
Organism: Tyto alba (common barn owl)
Lineage: Eukaryota; Metazoa; Chordata; Aves; Strigiformes; Tytonidae
Gene: COMMD5
Product: COMM domain containing 5
Exons: 7
Coding region: 1-903 (300 amino acids)
Cellular component (GO): nucleus
Source: RefSeq, a predicted model, not a curated record